Messenger RNA from Amphimedon queenslandica, 3948 nucleotides. RefSeq lists its product as uncharacterized. Gene Ontology annotation, biological process: signal transduction. The transcript is spliced from 26 exons. The record is from RefSeq and is a predicted model, not a curated record. Gene Ontology annotation, molecular function: protein binding. The annotation marks the transcript as partial. NCBI's taxonomy places the organism in Eukaryota, Metazoa, Porifera, Demospongiae, Haplosclerida, Niphatidae.
AUGAAACAAGAAGACAUUAAUCUCUCAUUCUCUCUCUUAUCUCACGCUCUUCUUCUUGAAACCCCAGCUGUGCUUGUAACAGAAACCUCUUCAACUGUUGUACUGGUAUACUACCAUGCCCCUCCUGAUCAAACACAGCAAAUGCUCUCAGUACAUCAGUAUGACUGGGCCACUCUCUGCUCUCAUGAGUGGAGGUUAACUGAUCACACGUCUCAUCUAUUAUCGACUGGAGGUGUAUCUAGUGAUGUUCAUGAAGAGCAGCAAGUUGGCCCUGCUUUUAGUCCCAUUUUUCUUCCUUCUCAUUUAAAAGAAGAUUAUAAUAAAAUGAGCAUUGAGUUUGGAAGAAUAUUAGCUAGUUUUGCUAAUCAGGCUUUCAAAAAUCGGAUUUUUAGAAGAAAGAUGCUGAAAGAAGAAAUUAAAAAGAAAAUGAUAUAUCAUUGGCAAUCAAGCAACAAAGAAAUGGCUACAUUAAGAGAUGAAGGUGAUUUAAUGGCCUUUCUUCGAAACCAUUGUUCUUUGUGGGAGUUUAAUGUACUAACUAGUUUAGCAGAGGAUGCAAAUAUGACUGGUAUUACAAAAGAGUUAAUUCAAUUGGAAGAGAAACGAAAAAAGCUGUAUGGCGAUAUUCUAGCAGAGGAUUUUGCAAGAAGUGCCAUUGAAUAUUGUGGUACAACUGGUAGCAGAAAGGUUACAUUUGAAGUAACAUGGCCUGUUGAUAAAGCAACACUUCAAGAUUUUAAGAAAUUUCUCCAAGAUGCCUUUAGUCGUCAAGACAUUUAUAUGUACAUUCAGUUGAGUACUGUCCACAACAGUCUACUGACGUUUGUUUGUGUGAUACCUCAUUGGCUAGUGGAGGAGACGAAGGAUUAUGUUAUGAAGAAUGGUGACCUUUUUGAGUCUAAAGGAGUAGUUGAAAUUACUGUUGAUGGCACUAUUGUAUUCAUUGUGAAACAUUCAUUGGAGCCUCAUCAGUUGUCAUUAGAGAAUGAAGAAAAGGAGAAAGAAUCAUUGCAGCAGAGUGAGGAGGAAGCAAAAGAAAAAUAUAUGGAUCAGUUUUAUACACAAGAAGACAACAGAUCUAGUGAAGGAUAUGCUUGUCUGAUAUUUUAUGAAAAGAAUUCUUUUAUAUAUUUCACUGCUGUACCAGUUAAAAUGCUGACUGCUCUUCUUGAGUACAUCAAAGAUCAUCAUUGUUUUGCUGAAGUUGGUCCAAUUCAUUAUUUUCAUUUCAAAUGGUCCAAUUGUUUUAUUGAAUUGAAUUUUAAUGAGAAACCAUCAGCUGGUUGGACUGUCAUUCCAUUAAUUAAACCUUGCAGGUUAUAUCAAGAGGAUAUUGAUUCAUUUGAUGGAACUGAUGGGUCUAUUCCUUCAUAUUGUUUCAUAUCAUUUCAAGGAUCACCUGAUGCUGUCCCUACACUACACUACUCAGUACAACUGGUGGGUGUGGCUGAUCCUGUUACAUUAUUUAUUCAUAGAACAUUGAAAAGCAAUGCUCCACCAGCUGAAAAGAAGGAGCUGUCAGAAGGAGUUUCACAAAUACUAAUGCUAUUGAAAGAACAAAAACAACUAGAAUCAUGCAAGUUAUUUCAUUAUGAUGUGUCUAAAUUAGAAAUUGCCCUUCAACCAAUGGCAGAUCUUUGGUAUCAGUUAGGGAAUCAGUUGAAUGUUGAAGUAGAGGAAAUACAAGAAACAAAAGACACAAAGGAACAAAUGAGAUCUUUAUUACAACUUUGUUCUGAUACAGGAGUGACAAUGAUGCAAUUGGAGGAAGCUUUAGAAGCGCUAGACCAAAAAAACCUAAUACCUGGUUUGCAGGAAUUAUCAAAAGAGCUUGAGCCAGAUGAUAAGAAAGAGCAACAACUUAAAUUUGAGACUAAAGCUGAUGAAUGGAAAAGUAUAGUUGCUAGUCAUAUAACUGAACUAUUAGAAAGAAAGAAACAAAUAGAGGAACAACAUUUCAAGGAGAAACAGAUCACUAAAAAACUUAAAAGAAAAGUUGCUGAUAAUGAGAGGUAUAUUGCCAAACUAUUGAAGGAGAGGGAGCAACUGCAAGAGAGAGCCACAUCCUUAGAUCAUAUAGAGAAACAGCUUACUGAAGAUUAUGAGAAACUUAAAGCUACAGUUAGUGAUAAAGAAGCAUAUAUAACUGAAAUAGAAGAAGAGAAAAAACGAUUAGAGGAAGAAAAGGAGCAAGCAGAGAAAGAAAAGGAGCAAGCAGAGGAAGAUAAUAGACAAUAUCUCAAGGAGAAACAGAUCACUGAAGAACUUAAAGCUAAAGUGUCUGAUAAUGAAUUGUAUACUGCCAAACUAAUGAAGGAGAGGGAGCAACUACAGGAGAGAGUUACAUCCUUAGAGGAACAACCUAUGACUACAAAUAAUUUGGAAAGUUUGAGCGAGUCCCAAAUAGCAGAGAGGAAGUUGCACACGCCCGUGCACGUUCCGCGCGUUCACGUGCUUAAUUGGUUCAGCGUGCGGAACGAUCCGCAGCAAUCCGCACUGAUCCGCAUUCUAGUAACGCCUUCCAAAAAUCCUGGCUACGCCACUGCAAGAAUAAUUAGAAGAUACCAUAUCAGUGACUUGGGAAAAGUGUGGGCUAAGCUAGAACAGGGAGAGUUUUCUACGCGCAACUGGAGACAAUUUGGAUUGAAAGCUGGUCUCAAGAACGAUACGCUUGAGACUAUAGAAGCUAACAAAACUAAUGUUGAGGAUCGUUUUGUAGAGUGUUUGUCUUGCUGGUUGAGGAGAGAGGAUGAUGUUGAUAGUAAAGGAAAGCCAUCAUGGAGGAGAUUAGUUGAGAUAUUAGAGGAACUUGGAGAACGAACUUUAGCAGACAAAAUUAGAGCAGCUAAUGGAGAUGAGUCAGAGGAAGAGGAGGAGGAGGAGCAACAGGAACAAGCAGAAGAGGAAACUGAGGAGGAAGUGGAAGAUGGUAAUAGUGAUUCAUCCAGUGAUUCUGAUUAUACUGAUGAUCCACCAGGAGGUAGCAGUGGAGGACAAAGAGAGUCUACUAGUAAUGAGGGAGUAGAGGAAGAGGGGGAGACUGGAGGUCAGCCAUUACAUGAGAAAGGAAAUGAAGAGCAAGAUGAAAGAGUAGAAGAGUCAAAGGAUCGUGAAGAACCACAGCAUGAAGAAGCAAUUGCUCCAAUACCUUGUACUGAGAUUAGUUCAGAUGUUAACAAUAAAGCUGUAGUUUUCACUGGUAUAGAAGAGAACAUUGCUUACGCUGGACAGCUUUAUUAUGAGGAGAAAGGAGCUAAAGAUUUAGUAAUAUUUAUUGCUGCUAAAGAUCUCAAUGCACUUUCUGAGUUUAGCAAAAAAUCCUAUUCUAAUGCUGAAGAAGGGCAAGGUUGUCAAUUUCGUAUCAAAAAUAUUGAUGGAUGCAUGGAAUUAAAUUUUUAUGCACCUCAAAAAAAACCAUUCACUGGUUGGAGUAUUGAGCCUCACCUUAAGCCUUGUAGAUUUCUACGUUGUGAUGUUGAUAAGUUUGGUGAAGGUAAUGUUUCUGAUCCUCCAUCUUGUCUGGUAUCAGUGUAUGGGUCACCUGAUGCUGUUCCUACACUACAUUACUCCGUACCACUGGUGGGUGUGGCUGAACCUGUUACAUUAUUUAUUCAUAGAACAUUGAGAAUGGCUCCUUCAACAAUACAUGAAUCAACAUUAGUUUCAUCCACUGGAGGAGCUAGAUCAUCAGCUACUAUUGAUGUCAAUAAAGUAAAGAAAGAGAUCAGUGAUGUUCUUGUAUCUCAUGUUGCACUCAAUUCGUUGCCUAAGACGUCUCUCUCAGAUCUUGCGAGUCAGUUAUAUACAGCUCAUCUUAUUAGUGAUGAAGUCAGAGAGACUUGUAGCAUGGAAAAGUUCAUUACAGAGUUUAAGGCUAGUCUUAGUUUUAAAAGGAAGUUGCCUCAAGUGGAGGAGCACUGCCAAAAGUUCAUAAGCUCAUUUAUUGCU